AUGGCUCUCCGUACUUUGGUGACGUCACCGCCAUCCCAUAUUUGUAAUUUUGUUUUGGCGGGGUUUGUCUGGUACUACGUCCGUUCAGAUGUUCGGUUCAUUUUGUAAACAUUAACUUUUCAACGUCGAAAUAUGGAGCGUGGAAGGAUGAGUCGAGCAACAAGCGGCAGACCGUCGGAGCUGAUGCCUAUGCGAGUGCAAGACAGCAACAGGAUGAGCAUGGCGUAUACAACGCCAAAGAGUAAACAGCCUUCCUUUGGAAAGCUGAACAUACCCAAACCGCAGUCUGUGACCUCUGAGAGGCGGACCAGCUUCUUUGGUGCUCGGACUGUAGGAGCCAGCAUGCCUCGCAACAGCAGCAUGUCAGGGUUUGGAGGAACGGAGAAGAUCAAAGACACCAGACCUCUGCAUGAUAAAUCCUUUGUUCAGCAAUGUAUCAGACAGUUGCACGAGUUCUUGACAGAGCAGGGUUACCCGGGCACUUUGUCAGCCAAGACCCUCCAGUCUCCCUCUACCAAGGAGUUUGUGAAGGUGUUUGAGUUUGUCUACCGUCAGCUCGACCCAACCUUUGAGAUGCCAAACUCAAAGGUGGAGGAGGAGGUUCCAGCUAUCCUGAAAGCCCUGAGGUAUCCAUUUGUUCUCUCCAAGUCUUCAAUGUAUUCUGUCGGAGCUCCCCACACCUGGCCCCAGGCACUUGGUGCUCUCAUGUGGCUUAUUGACCAAGUCAAGAUCAACUGGUGUUUGAGCAAGCAGGAGCUGCUUUUCAGGGACUUCUGUGAAGACAGCGAUAAUAUCGAGGAGGGGGCCGAGUACAACAAGCUGCUCCUGGACUACACAGCUGAGACGUACUCCAUCUUCAUGCAGGGUCAAGACUCAUUUGAUGAUGUGGAUGAAUUGUUCCUCAAUAAACUAAAGAAACUGUACAACGUGGACGAGGCCCUGCUGGCCUCGAUGGAGGAGAAGUACAGGAUACUCAGUGAGGAGGUCGAACUGCUGGAGAAGGAGAGCCACACGGACCGUCUCAUGACCAAGAGAAUGGAAAGAGUGAAGCUGCAGGCCGACCUCAAGAAGCUCCAGAGUUAUCGAAGCAACCUGGAGUCCUUCAAAGUGAACCUGGACAACAGAGCUUCAGAGCUGAGCGAUGAGCUGGAGACCACUGGCAGUCACCUGGAGUCUCUAAAACGUCAGCAAAAUGAACUGCAGCUCCGCCUGCAGAACCAGAAGUUCACUCCAGCUGACGUCGAGAGGAUCAACCGAGAGAAGAGAGAACUCCAACAGACCAUCUCCAGCCACAGCAAGUCUCUUGAAGACGCUGAACAGCACAAGUGGAACGAGGAGAUCGCUCUGGCCAAAGUCAAAGAGAAGGCGGAGUUGAGGGUAGCAGAGUACCACAAGCUGGCACGUAAACUCAAGCUGAUCCCACUGUCUGCAGAGAACGCCUGUGGUCAUGAUUUUGAGAUCAGGCCUUUUGAUUGUGGACCCGGCAGCAUGGUUCAACACAAAACACAGAUACAGAUGCUCCUGAGAAAGCUGGUGAGUGACGUGGAGGAAGAGAACAGUCGAUUAGCCAACAUGAAACUCAGUCUGGAGGAGUCGAGUGAACAGGUGAAUUCUAACCUCUUGGACAAGUCCAAUGACCUAAAGCAGCUGAGAGAGCAGAUCCGCAAGCUGGAUGAAAGGUUGGAUUCUGACAUGCAGGAGCUCGCCCAAGAGGAGCAGGACUGGGCAGCCGAGGUGGAGACGGUGGAGAACCAUCGUACGACUAUGGAGAAGAAGGUUAAUUAUGGCUACGACGAGUCCGUGCAACACCUGAAGGCAGCGCAACAGCAGUACCACCUGGUGCUGCAGGAGACCAAUGAGGAGCGGCGGACAGUAGCCAAUAACCUUGCAUCUGUGUUUACCACAGCUGCUAACCACUUGUCAAUCACAGAGAAGUGCCUGGAGGAUCUGCACGGCAGAGUUCAACGCGUCUGCUCUAAGGCUGUGGAAGAGGAUGAAGCUGCUCUGCAGAAGCUGAGGGAAACUUUGAAGAGCUUCAUGUCGAAGGCAGACAGUCUGUAACGUGGGGGGGGUAGAGGCCUCUCAGAGACGAUGGAAGUGUGGCGGAGUUCUCCCUGUCAUUUGUGUUUUUAGUUUGUUCCCAUCUUUGUUUGUUCUGAACACGUUUUGGAAACGUAUCAUAUGACUUAUGACUUUAGAUUAACAAAAUGUCACUGUCAGUUUUCUCUGUAUAAAUUAUUCUAUUUUAAUUACAACAGUGGUGUGUUUUUGCCGACACAGAUGCAUCUAAAUACAGAGACGUUUUAAUGCAUGUCGUUCUAGUUCUGGUAUUUACAGGUUUGUGUCAUUUUAGUCAACACUUUUCAGUUUUUGUUAUUAAUGAACAUUCAUAUGCAAAAUAAAAAUUACUUUUAAACCCUCCAGUUUUUAUAGAA
This is a messenger RNA of Anarrhichthys ocellatus (wolf-eel), 2435 nucleotides long. It is a transcript of the gene ndc80, whose product is annotated as NDC80 kinetochore complex component. The record is from RefSeq and is a predicted model, not a curated record. Gene Ontology annotation, biological process: attachment of mitotic spindle microtubules to kinetochore. Gene Ontology annotation, cellular component: Ndc80 complex. The transcript is spliced from 17 exons. Lineage: Eukaryota; Metazoa; Chordata; Actinopteri; Perciformes; Anarhichadidae. The coding region runs from base 133 to 2061 and encodes 642 amino acids.